Messenger RNA from Danio aesculapii, 4980 nucleotides. RefSeq names its product gastrula zinc finger protein XlCGF57.1-like. Gene Ontology annotation, biological process: negative regulation of transcription by RNA polymerase II; regulation of immune system process; regulation of cytokine production. The transcript is spliced from 3 exons. NCBI's taxonomy places the organism in Eukaryota, Metazoa, Chordata, Actinopteri, Cypriniformes, Danionidae. Bases 60 to 2006 code for a protein of 648 amino acids. The record is from RefSeq and is a predicted model, not a curated record. Gene Ontology annotation, cellular component: nucleus. Gene Ontology annotation, molecular function: DNA-binding transcription activator activity, RNA polymerase II-specific; RNA polymerase II cis-regulatory region sequence-specific DNA binding.
GUGUCCAAACGCAGAAAAAAACUCCUGCUGAAGCGACUGAUCUCCACACUGUUAUAAAGAUGGCGUUUAUUAAAGAGGAGAGUGAAGAUGUGAAGAUUGAAGAAACAUUCACAGUCAAACAGGAAGAUCUGCAGGAACAAACAGACCUAAUUGAAGGGAGUAAAGAGGAGGAACAUCAUGUCAAAAUUGAGGAAAAAACUCAUUUACAGACUGAUGGUAUUUUGAAAAGGAGAGACAAGAAUCGUUUCACCUGCACUCAGUGUGGAAAGAGUUUGGCAAGCAAAAGCAAACUUAAGAUUCACUUGAUGAACCACACUGGAGAGAAACCAUUCACAUGCACUCAGUGUGGGAGGAGUUUCAGCCAAUCAUCAUCCCUUAAUCAACACAUGAGGAUCCACACUGGAGAGAAACCAUUUACUUGCACUCAGUGUGGGAAGAGUUUUAACUGCUCAUCACACCUUAAUCAACACAUGAGGGUCCACACUGGAGAGAAACCAUUCGCAUGCACUCUGUGUGGGAAGAGUUUUAACAGCUCAUCACACCUUCAUCAACACAUGAGUAUCCACACUGGAGAGAAACCAUUCGCAUGCACUCUGUGUGGGAAGAGUUUUAACAGCUCAUCACACCUUCAUCAACACAUGAGUAUCCACACUGGAGAGAAACCAUUCACAUGCACUCAGUGUGGGAAGAGUUUUAACUGCUUAUCACACCUUAAUAAACACAUGAGGAUCCACACUGGAGAAAAACCAUUCACAUGCACUCAGUGUGGGAAGAGUUUCAGCCAAUCAUCACACCUUAAUCAACACAUGAUAAUCCACACUGGAGAGAAACCAUUCACCUGCACUCAGUGUGGAAAGAGUUUGGCAAGCAAAAGCAAACUUAAGAUUCACAUGAUGAUCCACACUGGAGAGAAACCAUUCACAUGCACCCAGUGUGGGAAGAGUUUCAGCCAAUCAUCAUCCCUUAAUCAACACAUGAAGAUCCACACUGGAGAGAAACCAUUCACAUGUACUCAGUGUGGGAAGAGUUUCAGCAAAUCAUCACACCUUAAUCAACACAAGAUGAUCCACACCGGAGAGAAACCAUUCACAUGCCCUCAGUGUGGGAAGAGUUUCAGCAAAUCAUCACACCUUAAUCAACACAUGAUGAUCCACACUGGAGAGAAACCAUUCAAAUGCACUCAUUGUGGGAAGAGUUUCAUCCACUCAUCACACCUUAAUCACCACAUGAUGAUCCACACUGGAGAGAAACCAUUCACAUGCAACCAGUGUGGGAAGAGUUUCAGCCAAUUAUCAUCCCUUAAUAAACACAUGAGGAUCCACACUGGAGAGAAACCCUUCACAUGCAACCAGUGUGGGAAGAGUUUCAGCCAACCAUCAUCCCUUAAUCAACACAUGAUGAUUCACACCGGAGAGAAACCAUUCACAUGUACUCAGUGUGGGAAGAGUUUCAGCAAAUCAUCACACCUUAAUCAACACAUAAUGAUCCACACUGGAGAGAAACCAUUCACAUGCCCUCAGUGUGGGAAAAGUUUCAGAAAAUCAUCACACCUUAAUCAACACAUGAUGAUCCACACUGGAGAGAAACCAUUCACAUGCACUCAUUGUGGGAAGAGUUUCAUCCACUCAUCACACCUUAAUCAACACAUGAUGAUCCACACUGGAGAGAAACCAUUCACAUGCAACCAGUGUGGGAAGAGUUUCAGCCAAUUAUCAUCCCUUAAUAAACACAUGAUGAUCCACACUGGAGAGAAACCAUUCACAUGCAACCAGUGUGGGAAGAGUUUCAGCUUAUCAUCAACGCUUUAUAGACACAUGAUGAUCCACACCAGAGAAAAACCAUUCACCUGCACUCAGUGUGGGAAGAGUUUCAGCCAAUCAUCAUACCUUAAUAAACACACAAAGAUCCACACUGGUAUGAGAGAGUAUAUGUGCUUGGACUGUGAGAAGACUUUUAUUACAGCUGCAGAAUUGAAACGGCACAAGAGGAUUCACACUGGAGAGUAACCCUAGACAUGAUCAGUGUGUAUAGAGUUUCACUCAUUUGGGGCAGCUUAAGAAACAAAUAGGAUGGUUUCCGGUAUGGCGUCAACACAUGUAGCAGCAUAGAAACAGCGCUCCUAUACACCAUCCUCCUUUUUACAUCAUAUAUGAUAACCUAAACCAUAUUUAAAUAACAUGGAGGGGGACAAAACAACCAUUGAAACCUGAAAAAAAUGAGAAAUCAACUGAUGAAAAAUCAGAGAUGGACGAGAUAGCUGAUAGCCUGUCAGCUAGCAUUGCAGCAAUACAUACGGUCAUCAAAGCUUUCCAGAUGGAUAUUAAAUACGAUUUAACCGCCUUCCAAGAUUCUCUCGCCAAUACAUGUGAAAAUGGAACUAAGUACCUUUAAACAAGAAGUCAAAUCAAAAACUGGAUGGCCUUAUCACGGACCUAAAUGCAACGGCAGGUCAAAGAAUUGGAGAAGCGAGUUGGAGAAUUGGAGGAGAACGAGAUGAAAGAAAUGCUUGAUCAAACCAUCCAAAUUCAAGAAAAUUUGCAAGAGAAACUGUUAGAUCUAGAAUCACGUAGAAAUAAUAUUCGGAUAUUUGGAAUCCCGUAAGGAAGCGAGGAGAAUAAUAUCCAAGACUUGGUGGAAAGAUUAUCAAAAUGGAGCUGUCACUCGACUAAUUGGACCUUUAAAAUCCAAAGGUGUUACCGGGCACUCGGACCAAAACCACCUGCUGACGCCACCCUAGAUCAGUGGUGGUAUUCUUCCUGGAAUACAAAACGAAGAAACUGGUCCUCCGCAUGGAGAAAGAAAGUAAUACACUAGAACGAAAAAAGGAUUUUUUUUACCAAGACUACCCACCUGAGAUCCAACAGAAAAGACGGGGUUUUGCUCCUUUAAGAAAAAUUCUGAAAGAAAAGGGGAUUAAGUUCCAAACACCACCGCCAGCGAAACGUAGAAUCUUUCUGGAAAACGGGCCGGUCAUUUACAAUUCAUGACGGAAGCAUCAAGAGAUCUGAAAGAAAAAGGACAGAUAAACAGCGAAGAAGAAACUAUUGUAGGGAUCUCUAGGAAAGUGAAACAAAGACCUUGGCAAAAGGAGUGACAUGGAAGAAAAGUAAGGAAAAACAUCAAGUGAAGAUCUGGGAAAAACUACGUGAAUUUCAAAGGGACAACACUAGCUCCAUUUGAAAGAAGGGUAAAACCUGACAGAUCCUAACAAAGAAUUCUGAGAGACUGGUAAAACUUCUUGACUUAAUUCACCGAUGAUGGACAUUUAAAUCGUUUGAAGGAAGAAUGGUAUUUAACCGAACUGACCAACGACACAAGCUGAAUGAUUAGAGCACACCAAGACUCAAGUCAUUGAGUAACAUACUGGUAGGAAAACAUAAAGGGAUUCUAAUUUAUACAACUAAAAUCCCUUGCUAUAAUUAGUAGAAAUAUUUAACUUGAAAACCUAGCCAGAAAUACAAGAAUAUAAUAAUGCCAGAUAUGGGCGCUGAAUAUAUUCGUUAACAUUUUUUGUGCGAUAGGCACAGCAAGGAAGGGGCCCUUUAGAGAAGGAUGGCUUUCCCUUCACAUUAAGAAGUUAUUUUAAGACUUCAAGGUUUGGAGACCUUUUUCAUAAUGUUUUUUUAUGUGGUUCAAGAUAUUCAUGUUUGUGUUUUUCUUGUUCUGGUCACCGUGAUCUUCGCAAUAACAUCUGAUUAUAGUAUAUGCAAAAACAGGAAUAUAGAGUAAUUACUUUGAAUAUUAAUGGGUUACUAAAUCCAAUUAAAAGAAGCAAACUAGUGGCUAAAAUGAAAAGAGAAAAGCAACAGAUAAUCUGCUGGCAAGAGACACAUCUUUCUGAUACAGAACAUAAGAAAGUAGAAAAAAUGGGAUCUUCUUUUCCUCAUAUAAUAAUGGUCGUAAACGAGAAGUAAUGACAUUAAUCUCAAAUAAAAUCAACUUGAAUUUUUAAGAUUACUGAUAAAGAAGAACGAUAUAACCUAAUAAAAGGAACUAUCGACCAAAUCGAAGGUACUUUAAUUAAUAUAUAUAAACCACCUGAAAAAGACAAAGCAGUUUUCUCAAAAAACUAUUUACUAUUAUAGCCAAGGAGACCUCGGGUACGCUGAUCUGUGGGGGAGACUGGAAUGUACAACUUCAUUCUAAAUUGGACUCAUCUUCUAAUAAGUAAAUUAGUAAAGAAACUAGACAAAUAAGAUUCAUGAUGAAAGAAUUAGGCUUAAUAGAUGUAUGGAGAGACAUAUACCCUCCUAAAAAAAGAAUAUACUUCCACCCACAUGUCUCAUUCUAGAAUUGAUUAUUUUUUUAUGUUUAGGUCAGAUCAACAUAAAAUAAAAGACUGUAAAAUAGGAACAAGAGACAUCUCAGAUCAUGCAGGGGUAUAUUUAACAGUGUACCUGACCUUGACAAUAAACCCAAAAAGACAUUUUGUCGAUUUAACCCUAAUCAUUUAAAUGAUUUAACAUGUAUAGAAUAUGUUAAAAAAGAACUAUUAGAAUAUUUAAAACAUAAUGAUAAUGGAGCGGUGCCGAACAGCAUUUUCUAUUGUUUACAUCUUUGCUACAAUACCGUUAAGGCUAGACACUGUACAUGUCAUGAUACAUUUUAACAAAUAAAAACUCACAGGCUACAGCUUCUGCUUGUUGGAGCUACUCCUUCUUUGAAGAGAUUUUAACUGAAUCUAGCACUGAACUGGGAGAGAUUCUGGAAGCUGUGUUUUGUCAAAUCAUGCUUGCUAUGUAUUUUAUAAUUCUCUGGAACAUAAUUAAUAUUGAACUGUAAGCACUUCUGUCUUUGUGUCGUGUCAUUUGGAAGCUCAAAUACAGAAACAGAAGAAGCUCUGUGGAAAUAGCAGCAUUUAAACGGCAUUUCAGCUUUCUCUGCAGUAACAUUACAGUGCCUCUGGCUACGCCCCUUAGCUGCGCAGUGUGUGUGCGCUGUAAAAGUAUGUUUGUGAUCUCACCGGCUCGGAAGUAUUUU